Molecule: messenger RNA, 1053 nt
Organism: Mesorhabditis belari
Lineage: Eukaryota; Metazoa; Nematoda; Chromadorea; Rhabditida; Rhabditidae
Source: the annotation of a GenBank genome assembly
AUGUUUUCUUUUGCGAAAAUUUGUCGAUUAUGGUCAUUUUAUAAAUUUCUAUUCGUUUUUGCCGUUAUCUUUUGCACGGUUCAAUAUUUUCUGCUUAAUGCUGGGCCAACAACUUCGAGAAGACAACACGAAGACAAGAUAAUCUCAAAAAGUCCGAUUGUCAUUCACCGAUUUUGUGGUCUUUUCAAAGAUUGUUAUCAUGUUUCCGAUGUAGCGAGGAGGAAUGCGAAAAGUGAUCGACUCGAAGUGUCACGAGAUUUCAUUUCCGAUACUCUGCCCAAUGGAGCUUUGACUAGAGUCCAUCUUCAAAUUCCAGAGGAUUUGUCAAAUGACCAAAAUCGAGACACAUCAAAAUGGGAAGUGAACAAGAGAUUGAUCUCUAUGCCAUUGAUCAAAUACAUGUUGGCGAGCGGAUUCAUGCUUGAGGUGCUAAAAGAAGAAACGAAAGAUCCCAAUCACAACAGAAUUCUCUCUUUUGGCUUAGGAGGAGGUGCUUUGCAAAAUUUCAUCGCUGAAUUACAUCAAUUUACUAUCAACAUAACAACCGUUGAAAUUGAUCCAACCAUUGCUGAGGUUGGACAAAGGUUUUUCGGUUUUCGACCAACUGAUACGAAUCGAGUCAUUAUUGCGGAUGGGAUUGAGUAUUCGAAAGAGUUGAAAGACAAAGGUGAAUCUUUUGAUUUCAUUAUUUUGGACGCUUCUUCUAGUGAUCACACAAAAGAAGUCGUUUGUCCGAUUGAACAAUUCAGAGAACCGGAAAUUAUCUCGACAAUGGCUGAACUUGUAAAGCCGAAUGGUGGGCUAGUAGUCAACAUUUACGCCGUCAAAAAGGUGUAUGAGAAUGAAGAAAAGAUUCUUUUUGCUUUUUCCAGAGAAUUCGCAAGUUGUUUUCUGAUGAGAUACUCGGCUGAGCAAAGGCUUCUUAUCUGUUCUCAUCGUUUCAAUUGGGAUCUCAAGGAACAAGGGAAACGAUUCCAUCAAAAUCUUCAACGACAUGAGAUGUUGAUUGGUCUCAAAAUCACGGAAACUUUAUAUAAAUACAAUUCUUUUCAA